Molecule: messenger RNA, 1809 nt
Organism: Asparagus officinalis (garden asparagus)
Lineage: Eukaryota; Viridiplantae; Streptophyta; Magnoliopsida; Asparagales; Asparagaceae
Product: pectin acetylesterase 12-like
Exons: 12
Coding region: 300-1529 (409 amino acids)
Biological process (GO): cell wall organization
Cellular component (GO): plant-type cell wall
Molecular function (GO): pectin acetylesterase activity
Source: RefSeq, a predicted model, not a curated record
CGAGGAUAAGAUCAUGCUCAUCGAUGACCCUCCUCCUCAUGGAAAGAAUGAUUACUCCUUUUGGAAAAAUUGCUAAUCUAUAAAUUUGUCCUCAUGGAAAGAAUGAUUACUUCUUUUGGAAAAAAAUCUCUCACAAGUGUCCAAUGGAUUGGAUUCCUUAUUUACUGCCAAAUUAAUUAUACAACCAGGAUAAAACAAAAUCUACAGCUGUCUUUCUCAUUUGGGUUUUCUCAAUUCUAUUCCCAUCCUUUUAAGAUCUGGUUUCUUUCCUUGUCUUCUUCAUUGUAAGAGGAAAAGGAAUGGAACCCAUGAAGAUUUUUUGGAUUCUUGGGUUUCUUGGGUUGUUUUCGGGGAGAUUGGUUCAGGGUUUUGAUGGGUUUUUGAAUGAGACUGAUGUGGUGGAGGCUGCACCCAAUCCAUUGCUUGUCGGUUUAACCCUCAUCCAAUCUGCUGCUGAUAAAGGAGCUGUCUGUUUAGAUGGAACACCACCAGGUUACCAUCUACACCGUGGAUUUGGGUCGGGAGCAAACAAUUGGCUAAUCCAACUAGAGGGCGGGGGUUGGUGCAAUGACAUCAGAACCUGUGUUUACCGCAAAAAAACUCGUCGUGGUUCAUCAAAUUACAUGGAGAAACUGAUUGAGUUCACUGGGAUUUUGAGUAACAAACCUGAAGAAAAUCCUGAUUUUUUCAACUGGAACCGAGUCAAGGUUCGCUAUUGUGAUGGUGCAUCCUUCAGUGGUGAAGGCUAUGAUGAGGCUGCAGGACUUUAUUUCCGCGGCCAGCGUAUUUGGUUAGCUGCCAUAGACGAUCUACUGUCAAACGGAAUGCAUAAUGCCGACCAGGCUCUUCUUUCUGGAUGUUCUGCUGGGGCUCUAGCUUCUGUACUGCACUGUGAUGAGUUCCGAGAGCUACUUCCUACAAGUACGAAAGUCAAAUGCCUAGCUGAUGCUGGCCUUUUUCUUGAUGUUGUUGAUGUGGCUGGUGUUCGCACCAUGAGAGCCUUCUUUGGCGGUGUCGUGAGCUUACAGGGGGUUGAGAAGAAUUUACCAGGAUACUGUACUUCUCACAUGGAUGCAACUUCGUGCUUCUUUCCUCAAAACUUGGUGGCCAGUAUUCGCACUCCACUUUUUCUUCUAAAUACAGCAUAUGACGUAUGGCAGCUCCAGGAAAGUUUAGCACCACCAAAAUCUGAUCCUCAUGGUUACUGGCGACAGUGCAAGCUAAAUUAUGCAAAUUGCACUGCUGACCAAAUUGAUUUCUUGCAAGGCUUUAGAAAUGAAAUGCUUAAUGCAGUGAAAGAUUUUUCUGUGGCUGCUGAUAGUGGUCUAUUUAUCAAUUCAUGUUUUGCUCAUUGCCAAUCAGAGAGACAGGAUACAUGGUUUGGGAGUGAUUCUCCUGCUAUUGCAAACAAGGGAAUCGCAAAAUCUGUUGGUGAUUGGUACUUCAAUCGAUCGACAGUUAAGGAAAUAGACUGUCCAUAUCCCUGUGAUAAGACUUGCCACAAUCUCGUAUCGAGGCAAGCACAUUAGUUUCAUUUGUUCACCAUCUUCUGUCUGAGGUUGCAAGGAAUUGCAUGGUUUAUUCAAGAUGGUAAUAGUGAAAAGCUUGAUUGAAGCUGAGAAAUAAUGGUACCGACAACUCUGAGAGAUAGAGAGAGAGACCCAUGUCUCUCUUACAAUAAUUCUUUGAUGGUAGAUUUCAGAUUGCAUUCUUCAAUGAUAGUCCUAUAAUCAAGUCGUGUAAACUUCUAAAGCACAUUGUAGCAAGUCAUUCAAUAUUAAUUUAUAAAGGAGGACAUGCUAAUGUUUU